Harpia harpyja (harpy eagle) is the source of this 807-nucleotide messenger RNA. Its product is annotated as histone H2B 5-like. The transcript has a single exon. Bases 58 to 438 code for a protein of 126 amino acids. Gene Ontology annotation, molecular function: DNA binding; protein heterodimerization activity; structural constituent of chromatin. Gene Ontology annotation, cellular component: nucleosome. NCBI's taxonomy places the organism in Eukaryota, Metazoa, Chordata, Aves, Accipitriformes, Accipitridae. The record is from RefSeq and is a predicted model, not a curated record.
CGGGCGCUCGCUUUCACUCCGUAGCGUUUGCUUUGUGGUGAGCCCGGAGAGCGCGCCAUGCCCGAACCGGCCAAAUCGGCGCCCGCCCCCAAGAAGGGCUCCAAGAAAGCGGUGACAAAGACCCAGAAGAAAGGCGACAAGAAGCGGCGACGCAGCCGCAAGGAGAGCUACUCCAUCUACGUCUACAAGGUACUGAAACAGGUACACCCCGACACCGGUAUCUCCUCCAAGGCUAUGGGGAUCAUGAACUCCUUCGUCAACGACAUUUUCGAGCGCAUCGCGGGUGAGGCUUCCCGCCUGGCCCACUACAACAAACGCUCCACCAUCACCUCGCGGGAGAUCCAGACGGCCGUCCGGCUCCUGUUACCCGGCGAGCUGGCUAAGCACGCCGUCUCCGAGGGUACCAAAGCUGUCACCAAGUACACCAGCUCCAAGUAAAAAGCGGCUGGACGCGGCUGCGGGAACCCGCUCGGCUCGACUCGACCCAAAGGCUCUUUUCAGAGCCACCCACCUGCUUGCUAAAGAGCUGAUGUUGCUGCUGAGAUGCGCCGUGUUUUUCUGGACUUUUUGAGGGUCGUAACGGUUUGUAGAGCGCGGUGAGGGAGUUGGGGACGCUUUAAGAGUUUUCUUUAAAAUGGAUUAUUUUUCUGUAUUUUAACAAAACGCCCCUUUGGGGCUGUAGUUCAGGGUUUUCCCGCAGCCGUCCCUCCUCGGGGUUACUCGUUCGUGCUGCCGCUUUCGCCUUCAAACCCUUGCUCCUCUCUGAUUGGUCCGAACCGGCGUGGGACGUCACGGCGGGGCGGGGCG